AUGGCGGGGCCUGGGCGGUCUGUGCCCCGGGUGGGCAAGGGCGAAGACGCCUGCCGCCACUAUUUUCCCAGGCAGUGCGGGCGAGGCGGAGAGAGACUGGGAGCAGCAGUGGUGACUGCAGCGGGCCGCCCUGUGCCCUCUGCUGUGACCUUCACUGCGGGCGCUCCUGCUCUUCUUCACCCGCAGGGGAAUGAAGCGGUGUGCACUGCGCGUCCCGCCGCUGCCCGCGCGGGGUCCCUGGGGGCGGCCGCCGAAGUCUCUUCCUCCGCGGAGGCCCGGGCCAGCGAGGGCCGCUUCUGCCGCUCGUCGUCCAUGGCUGACCGCUCGGGCCGCCUGCUGGAGAGCUUGGACCAGCUGGAGCUGCGGGUUGAAGCAUUGCGAGAAGCAGCGAGUGCCGUUGAGCAGGAGAAGGAGGUGCUCUUGGAGAUGAUCCACAGCAUCCAGAACAGCCAGGACAUGCGGCAGAUCAGCGACGGAGAACGCGAAGAGUUAAACCUGACUGCAAACCGUUUGAUGGGACGAACUCUCACCGUUGAAGUUUCGGUAGAAACCAUCAGAAGCCCGCAGCAGGAAGAGUCCCUAAAACACGCCACGCGGAUCAUAGACGAAGUGGUUAGUAAGUUCCUGGAUGACCUGGCCAAUGCCAAGAGUCACUUAAUGUCACUGUACAGCGCAUGCUCGUCCGAGGUACCACCAGGGCCAGUGGACCAGAAGUUUCAGUCGAUAGUGAUUGGCUGUGCUCUUGAGGAUCAGAAGAAAAUCAAGAGAAGACUAGAGACUCUGCUUAGGAACAUCGAGAACUCAGACAAGGCCAUCAAGCUGCUGGAGCACUCAAAGGGAGUGGGUGCCAAAGCCCUGCAAGCAAAUGCCGAGAGCAGGCUGAAUUAGCCUUCAGGGCUGCAGGCACUAGACGAUGGGGUCCCAGCCGUACUCACUGUUAGGUGUUGCCACGCAACAGGUUGUGUCAGAUAAGGGAACCACUGCAGUGGCAAGCUUUUCCCAUUCAAUUAAAACUAGCAUUUUAAUUAUCUAGGCCUUUCAGAUUCAAUUCUUGCCUCACACUAGGAUGUAGCACUACGUAUUUUGCCACUUUGUAGAUGAGCACAUUAUGUGAAGGAAGGGACAGCUCCGCUAGGGCCAGGGUCGCUGCUCUUCGCUGGACAGGGGCCAGGAGCUGGUGGAACAGGCCGAGCACCCGGGAGGCCUAGAGGAUCCAGGGAUGGUAGCAGCCCUUCUGUGCUGAGGGGUCUGUGUCAGAUCAUUUGAAGCUAAAGAUCUUUGCAUCUUGUGAUAAAUUUUUAUAUACUCUGACACUAGGCAUACAGUGGGACAGUCACCUUUAGUUUUACCAGUGUGAUUACACGGCCACUUGGUUUCUCAAAUGUAUUCUUCUCAAAUCUCUGUUGUAACUUGCCUUUUCUUGUUGGAAUGGUUCCUGGCAAUUUUAAAGACAUUUCAUGUAGCUGUGCCGUAAUUCUGGUCCAUGUCCCUCUUCUGGGACUUUUGGGUUCUUUGUCUCUUGUUGCUGUUCCUAGGACACAUUCAUGUAUGGGGCCUUGUCUUUGUAUAAAUUCCCACUUGGGGUGUGCUGGGUCAGCGGGGAUAAACACUUUCCAUGGCCUAACACUUACCUCUACAUUUUUUGUAUAAAAGUCACAUCUGUUUAUAUACUGUCUUCAGUAAUUAAAUGUAGCCACUUCAU
Molecule: messenger RNA, 1702 nt
Organism: Octodon degus (degu)
Lineage: Eukaryota; Metazoa; Chordata; Mammalia; Rodentia; Octodontidae
Product: BAG family molecular chaperone regulator 2
Exons: 5
Coding region: 1-888 (295 amino acids)
Biological process (GO): protein stabilization
Molecular function (GO): adenyl-nucleotide exchange factor activity; protein-folding chaperone binding
Source: RefSeq, a predicted model, not a curated record